Molecule: messenger RNA, 679 nt
Organism: Sciurus carolinensis (gray squirrel)
Lineage: Eukaryota; Metazoa; Chordata; Mammalia; Rodentia; Sciuridae
Product: C-C motif chemokine 8-like
Exons: 3
Coding region: 189-488 (99 amino acids)
Biological process (GO): chemokine-mediated signaling pathway; cellular response to interleukin-1; monocyte chemotaxis
Cellular component (GO): extracellular region
Molecular function (GO): chemokine activity; CCR chemokine receptor binding
Source: RefSeq, a predicted model, not a curated record
CUGGAAAUCACCCCGGGAUCUGAUGUCUGCUCAGCACAUUUAGGAUCUUCUUUCUUCCCUGAUCACAACCCUGCCCAAUCUUUCUGCUCCCUAUAAAAGGCAGAUGGAGCCUCCAGAGGAGUAGAGAGACUGAAGUAAUCCAGAAACCUCCAUCUCUCACACAGAAGCCCACGCCUGCACCCUCCACCAUGAAGGUGUCUGCAACCCUUCUGUGCCUGGUGCUCACAGCAGCCUCUGUCAGCUCCCAGGUGCUUGCUCAGCCAGGGUCACCUUCCAUCCCAGUGACCUGCUGCUAUACCAUGACCAAUAAGAAGAUACCCAUCCAGAGGCUGGAGAGCUAUAAAAGAAUCACCAACACCCACUGUCCCCAAGAAGCUGUGAUCUUUAAGACCAUACUGGGUAAGGAGAUCUGUGCUGACCCCAGUGAGAAAUGGGUCAAGAAUUUUAUGAAGUACCUGGAUCAAAAGUCUCAAAGUCUGAAACCUUGAAGUCUCACACAGAGCCUGAGGAAAACCUCUACUAUUUUCCCCAGGGGAAGUGUGACAGUAUUUUACCUUAAUGUAUGAAGAGAGGUGCUUUUGUUUAAUAACUUAAAGCACCAUAUUUCUUAAAUAAUUCUUAACUAUAUUUAAGUUAAUGAUAUUUUCACUUUAUAUGCCAAAUAAAAUUCAUUCAUAUA